Danaus chrysippus (African queen) is the source of this 858-nucleotide messenger RNA. NCBI's taxonomy places the organism in Eukaryota, Metazoa, Arthropoda, Insecta, Lepidoptera, Nymphalidae. The record is from the annotation of a GenBank genome assembly.
AUGGCUACCCGUAACCCAGUUUCUGUGGAGACUAUACUUACAUUCGAUAACAGAGAUGCGCAAAGUCAAUGGUCAGAAGUAUGGUCGACUACACAUAUCCCUGGCAUGGACAACGCAUCCGGUGGUGACGGUUUGAGUGGUAUCCAGGGCCGGAAGAAACUACGAUUUGGAGCUCUCAUACUUGGGUCUUUCCUUACGAUGCACUGCCGAGUGACUGCGUCCGCUCUUACUGGCGGCGUCUGUCUUGGUAUAGCAAUAUGCAUUAACGCUUUGGUUCGGGCCAUUAUAUGUUGUGCAAUGGCAGCAAUAUGUGCUAUAUACGUCGUAUAUUCCGUCAGUGAUUCAAAACUUCCAUUUAGUUACUGCAGUGUGGAGGUGGUUUUAUUUCGCGAAGACUAUAAUUUCGGUCAUUUCAAUAUAACCUUAAUGAUAGCUUUAGUUGUAGUGUGGAUAUGUUUAUGGUUACUGAUGAUAUGGGAGCGUAUAGCGCAUAAGAGAGGUGGAGUUGCUUUGUUAGAAAGCGUGGAUGCCUUAAUGACGGGAAUAUCAACGCCAUUUGUUUGCAUAUUGGAACUAGUUGCGAUCCUUUACGUUUAUCGAGGUCGUGAUUUUGUCUCUGACAUGAAUAUAGCGACCGAGGAAAACGCGUGCUCGUCCAGAAUAGACACACAGUGGCAAAUUAUACCUGUUAUAACAUUGGUUACAUUAAUAAUAAAGCUGAGCGUUGUGUUCGUGGCGGAAUUGCCGAAGAUGUCGUUGGCGUAUGCGGCGGCGGCGUUGGUGGCCGUGGUCAUCGCCGGACCUCUGCGAGCCGUUAGGAACGCUGUGGUCUUCAUGCGAGCCAGGAGACACAAGUAG